This is a messenger RNA of Chaetomium globosum CBS 148.51, 1473 nucleotides long. RefSeq lists its product as uncharacterized. Lineage: Eukaryota; Fungi; Ascomycota; Sordariomycetes; Sordariales; Chaetomiaceae. The record is from RefSeq and is a predicted model, not a curated record. The transcript has 4 exons. Gene Ontology annotation, biological process: transmembrane transport. Gene Ontology annotation, molecular function: transmembrane transporter activity. Gene Ontology annotation, cellular component: membrane. The coding region runs from base 1 to 1473 and encodes 490 amino acids.
AUGAGUACAGACAAAAAUCUCACCGAGGGUUCGCAGCCUGUUGAUGACAGACAUGUCGUCGGAUAUGUCUCGGACUCCAUGUCCGAGUCCAGCAAGGAACAGGACUUGCUGGCUCACCAUGGCCAGGACCCUGCCCUGAGCAAAAAGAUGUCUCUAGUGAACGACGUAGGUCGAGCUUCUCCAAAACUCGGAGGAUAUGCGGUCGACUCCCUCGUCAUGCUACUCCAGUCCGUCAUUGCCGGCCAGGCCUACCGCGAAUUCGGCGAGAAGGGCUAUGAGACGGCCAUGACCAUCGCCCUCUACGCCGGCAUGUUCGUCGGCUCCUUGUUCUGGGGCAUCGGCGCCGAUAUCAUCGGCCGCAAACAUGCCUUCAACUUCUCGCUGAUCAUCUGCUGCAUCGCCACCAUCGUUGCCGGCGGCAUGCCCAACUGGCCUUCGCUCGGGCUAUUCAUUUCCCUGAUCGGUUUCGGAGCGGGCGGCAACCUGGUCUUGGAUACCACUGUCUUCUUGGAGUUUUUGCCGGGCAACAAGCAGUGGGCUAUUACCCUGAUGGCUCUUUGGUGGGGUGUUGGGCAGGCCAUCACCGGGUUUAUUGCCUGGGGCUUCUUAGUCCCCGCCGAAUGGAAUUGCGCUUCCGUCGAGACCUGCACCCGGGGCAACAACAUGGGCUGGAGAUACGUCAUGUUUACCAGCGGCGCCCUGGUGUUUAUCAUGUCGGUCCUCCGCCUUACUCUCGUCAAGCUCAAGGAGACGCCCAAGUACCUGCUCAGCAUGGGCGAAGACGAAAAAGUCGUAGAGACCUUCCAGUCACUGGCCCUCAAGUACAACCGCCCGUGCGGCCUGACGGUCGAGAAGCUAGAGGCGUGCGGGAAGACGGCCAACCAAUCCGAGAGCUUCUCCAUCGGCGAGAUGACUGGCCACCUCCGCGGUCUGUUCACCACACGCAAGACCACCCUCUCGACACUCAUGAUUUGGCUGUCCUGGAUGAUGAUUGGAAUCGUGUACCCCCUGUUCUAUGCCUUCUUGCCGAACUACCUCGCUUCGCGCGGCGCCGGAGCGGCAUCUUCGGCCCGGUCCUGGCCGCCUGGAUGUGCAACAUCCCCGCUCCUCGGCCGCCGGUACACCAUGUUGAUCGGCGCGCUCCUCACGGCUGCCUUCUUUUUCGCCUACACGGCCGUGCGCACCGCCGACCAGAACGUCGCCUUCUCGUGCACUAUCGGCUUCUGCCUCAACAUUUAUUACGGUGUCCUCUUUGCCUACACCCCCGAGGUGCUCCCUAGCGCUCACCGCGCCACGGGCAACGGCGUUGCCGUCGCUGGUAACCGGAUCAUGGGAGCUCUGUCGGCCGUCAUCGCGACCGAGGCCGACACGUCUACGGCGGCACCUAUUUUCAUCUGCGGUGCCCUGUUCGCGGGUCUGGGCGUGGUCGCAGCCAUGUUCCCAUUCGAGCCGUACGGCAGGCGGAGCUCAUGA